GCACCAAGCUCUUCCCCACCUCCACUUUCUAGGGUUGAAAGUUGAAAGUUGAAAGAUCCCUUAAACCCAAUUACCUUCUCUUUUGUUUGAGAUAUUGCAGAAACAAAUUCGCUAAGAGACACCGAGAAAGAGAGAAAAUUUUGAGGUCGUUAUUGAAAGGCGAGUGCAGACCUAAGGCAGAAAAAAAAGAAAGAUCUAUAUUUUAUUUGCGUUGCCCUUAGAUAUUCUUGCUUUUUUAAAAGUUCCUUCCUUGCCCCUUUCCCCCACCAACUUUGUUUCUUUCUCUCUCUCUAACGUGAGAGAGACCUAAAGCAGAAACCCCGGUGUUAGCUCCAUCUGGGUCACCAAUGGCGAGCUGGGUCUUAUCAGAAUGUGGCCUGAGGCCUCUUCCUCAAGUUUUUCCUAGACCCAGAGCUGGUCCCAUCUCAUACAAGACCUCAAAGAUUAGAUUUUUGCACUCAAAUGAAACGGGGAUGGAUCUCAAAUUGCAUUCGAAAAGAAUUUCAAGUGGGUGUUUGAGAGAGAGAAACUGGGGGCUAAAAGUAAGUGCUCCAUUGAGGGUUGCUUCUGUCGAAGGAGAGGAGGAGCGGGGAGAGAGAAUCAAUGGCGUUAAUGGGUUCAAAGAAGAAAAAGAAGAACCGGGGUUCGACCCAGGGGCGCCGCCGCCGUUCAAUUUGGCUGACAUUCGUGCCGCUAUUCCAAAGCAUUGUUGGGUGAAGGACCCGUGGAGGUCCAUGAGCUACGUGGCGAGGGAUGUUGCGGUGGUUUUUGGGUUGGCUGCAGCCGCGGUUUAUCUCAACAAGUGGUUCGUUUGGCCUCUGUAUUGGGCUGCUCAGGGUACCAUGUUCUGGGCUCUCUUUGUUCUUGGCCAUGAUUGUGGCCAUGGGAGCUUUUCAAAUAAUCAUAAGUUAAACAGUGUGGUGGGGCAUCUUCUGCAUUCUUCAAUCCUUGUACCCUAUCACGGAUGGAGAAUUAGCCAUAGGACACAUCAUCAAAACCAUGGGCAUGUUGAGAAUGAUGAAUCAUGGCACCCGUUGUCUGAAAGAAUUUACAAGAAUUUGGACAACCUUACAAAGGCUUUUAGAUUUACAGCGCCUUUUCCACUGUUUGCUUACCCUUUCUACCUGUGGGGAAGAAGUCCUGGGAAGACUGGUUCCCAUUAUGACCCAAACAGCGAUUUGUUUGUCCCCAAUGAGAGGAAAGAUGUGAUCACUUCCACCGUAUGUUGGACAGCAAUGGCUGCUCUGCUUGUGGGGUUAUCCUUUGUAAUGGGCCCAGUUCAAUUGCUUAAACUCUAUGCCGUUCCAUAUUGGGUUUUUGUUAUGUGGUUGGACUUGGUCACUUACCUGCAUCACCAUGGCCAUGAAGACAAAUUACCAUGGUAUCGUGGAAAGGAAUGGAGUUAUCUGAGGGGAGGGCUUACAACGAUUGAUCGCGACUACGGAUUGAUUAACAAUAUUCACCAUGAUAUUGGAACUCAUGUCAUUCACCAUCUUUUUCCUCAAAUACCACACUACCACUUAAUUGAAGCGACUGAGGCAGCCAGGCCAGUUUUUGGGGAAUAUUACAGGGAGCCAAAGAAAUUGGGGCCUCUGCCUUUUCACCUGAUUGGAAGCUUGAUAAGAAGCUUAAAACAGGAUCACUAUGUGAGUGACUCUGGGGAUGUUGUAUACUACCAAACUGACCCUAAGAUUAGUGGCUCAUCUAAGUUGAAGUAAAGUUUCAACUGCAUUUUUUCAUCACAACAUAGAAAGGUUCUCAAGCUAUUUUAGCAAGGGAGAACUAAUUACUGACAAAUAUGAUUGUAGCUGCUUCUUCUACCACAUAAGCCAAGUAUAUGCAUCUGGCAAUGUCGACAAUAGUGCUGUAAUAGGGAAGGGAAGAUGUGUAUUGAUUUUUCUUGGAGAGAAAAUAUUCUCGUCGGCAGAUUUAUAAUGUACUAUUUAAAUUUUACGAAGUGAUAAAAUUAUGGGUAAAAAUUAAAGAAAAUUAAUUUCUUUCAAAAUGUUUGUAAUGGGUUAAAUAAAUGAUUCUAUUUGAGAUUCUGA
This is a messenger RNA of Corylus avellana, 2048 nucleotides long. RefSeq names its product omega-3 fatty acid desaturase, chloroplastic. Gene Ontology annotation, biological process: lipid metabolic process. The record is from RefSeq and is a predicted model, not a curated record. NCBI's taxonomy places the organism in Eukaryota, Viridiplantae, Streptophyta, Magnoliopsida, Fagales, Betulaceae. Gene Ontology annotation, molecular function: oxidoreductase activity, acting on paired donors, with oxidation of a pair of donors resulting in the reduction of molecular oxygen to two molecules of water.